Messenger RNA from Cyclopterus lumpus (lumpfish), 1787 nucleotides. It is a transcript of the gene sac3d1, whose product is annotated as SAC3 domain containing 1. Gene Ontology annotation, biological process: centrosome duplication; spindle assembly. The record is from RefSeq and is a predicted model, not a curated record. The transcript is spliced from 4 exons. Lineage: Eukaryota; Metazoa; Chordata; Actinopteri; Perciformes; Cyclopteridae. Gene Ontology annotation, cellular component: nucleus; centrosome; spindle. The coding region runs from base 85 to 1266 and encodes 393 amino acids.
GAUGUGACGUCAAGUCAAAACAACAAAACGAACAAUUGCUAUUGGCUGAAUCUGGAAAGCGACGCUCGCAGUUUUCUACGACCAAUGAACCUCAGGAAAGUGUCUCGUCGCGUCUCUUACUCUCGGAGGAGGGAUGGAGAAGAACAGAGACCGAGGACUGAUGAACAAUGGCGAGGCCAAGCGCAGGCGAGAGAGGGUGAGAAUGAUGAGAGACACCAGCAGCAUGGGAAUAAAUCCGUGCCCGAGGGGACUUGCCAGACCAUGUGCCCCGGCAGAGAGCUGGAGGCCCGGGAGCUGCAGCGCUGCCUUCACCGCUUUGAGUUGUUGGCAGGCACAGAAAGAUUUCGAAAGCCCAGAGGGGACCCCUUCCGUGCCGUCAAAGAGUAUUCCAGACCAGCAGCUGGGAAAGACUCGACAAACCCCACUGACCUUCGUCCACCUGCAGUGUUAAUGAAAACUGUGUGUUAUCUUAUUGAUGACAUCGCUGCCUCCUCUCACCUGCAGCCUUGGACAGAGGUGUACAGCUUCGCCUUUGAUCGUCUGCGCAGCGUGAAACAGGACAUGAUCAUCCAGAGGAUGUCUGGUUUGAAGUGUGUGGCCAUUUUAGAGCGGACAGUGCGUUUCCUCACCUACGCCUCUUAUCGUCUUUGUGGUGAGCCCCUGCGGCUCUACGACCCGCGCAUUAACGACACACACCUACAGGAGAAUCUGAGCUGGCUGUUGGAUUGUUACGCAACUGGAACAGGACCGCAUCCCAACCAGGAAGAGAUGCAAGCUCUUGGUCUGCUGUACAACUUGGGUUCAGCUCAUGCGGCGCAGCACAUCAUGGAGCUCCCCGAGCGGCUCCGCAGCUCUCCUGCCGUCACACUCGCUCUUUCCAUCAACCAAGCUUUUCUGCAGCGAAACCCCGUCCGGGUGCUCCGAUUGGCCCGGAGGUUAAACUUCAUACAGAGCUGUGCUCUGCACCGCCACUUUGUGACGUGCGGUCGAGACCUGCUGCUAAUAUACAGCCACGGAUACAGCAGCCGCAACUGCCGCUUCCCUCUUGACGGACUGGCUCAGCUGUUAUCGUUGGACGCGCCCCUUGCGGCCCAACUCUGUCAGGCGUAUGGAGUGGUGGUUAACCAGGACAACCAAUUGGUUUUCUCCAAAGCUGCUUUCACAGAGCCUGAACCGGGGAAACUGCACUGCAAACUGUAUCACAGCAUAGUGGCAGAAAAACUGAGAGACUUCAGUGUUGGGAGCAUCAUUCACGGCAGCGCUUAAGACAAAUAAACUGUAAACAAAAUGAAAGUGGUGCUUGAUUGUUAUGUAUAAGGAAUUGUCUCUUUGCUCCUCCACGAAGUGAUGAGUGCCACUGGCAGGGAUUUAAAAUCUGGUCAAGAUACUCCAGCAGUGUUUUCAUCUUUCUACUCUUGUUAUUGGACACGUGUUCAACAUUAGGGUCAGGGCUUUUGUUGAGUUCAUGGCCGAGCUCCACCUGAGAGAAGAUGAAAAAGCCCCUCCGGACCCGAGAGGGAACUCGGGAAGAGUUCCCUCUCGGAGGGGCUUUUUAAUCCAAUCCUGCACUUGGUGCCUGAUUCACUUAAAUAUGUGAAUUACUUUUAUACUCUUUAUUACUCUUUACUGAUGUUGUUGUUCAAUAUUAUGUUUUAUAGAAUAUUCUGUUUUUUAUUAAGCAUUUCAGAAAACCUGGAAAAACUACUGUGCAACAUUGUUAAUAUUUCUUCCUCAUCCAUGAAGUACCUCAGAAGCAUUUUAAAUAAACAUUUGUUACCUAAAACUGA